UGCUUACUUACUGUGUAGAUACGUCUGUUUGAUACUGUUCAUGCUUCAUAUAGGCCAGUUUUUAAAAUAAAUUUAACAUGUGUAUCAGCUAAACACAUUUCAACUUCGGGAUAAUGACAUCUCUGCACUUUUUGGCCUUCGCAUUGCCGGGAAAUGAAGAUCAAUUAAAUGAAAGGUUACGUGAUGUGGCUGAAAAGUUGCAUAGUGGUCAGACCAGUGGUCUGGCAGUUGCUGGUCACCUAAAAGACUGUGGCAUCCAGCAAUGUGUGGUUGGACCAUCUCAUGUUGCUUUUCUCUUGGAGGAUGGACAGGUGUGCAGAGUCGCUUUCUCUGUGUUGGUUGACCGGCUGGACCUAAGCAGGAAUGAGGUGUCUAAAGUUCUCAAUCUGAAAGGUGGCGGAGGAGCAUCAUCUGGUGCUACGCCAUCUUCCUCCGGUGGCACAGGAGGAAGUGGGGGAGCCCGUGCCAGGUCUAGAGGCAGAAUUUUACGUUCAGCAUCUAGGGGACGCAGUUCAGGUGUCAUUAUGGGAUCCCGUCCAGUAGUGCCAGCACCUUACGUGCCAGAAGAGUUGGUAUCGCAGGCACAAGUUGUGCUGCAGGGAAAGUCCCGUAACCUCAUCAUUCGAGAACUCCAGCGGACGAAUCUGGAUGUUAACUUGGCCGUCAACAACCUCUUGAGUAGAGAUGAUGAAGAGAGUGAAGAUAUUGACGAUGGGCAGGAGUCUUACAUGCCAGGAGAUGACUUGAUUUCCUUAUUGGAUGCUGGCAUACACAGUGAUCACCCAAGCGUCAUCAUUGAUGCGGAUGCAAUGUUUUCUGAAGACAUGUUUGGCUAUGCUAACCUGCGUAAUCGUGCUGCGAACCGUGGUCGGACAGGUGACCAAGAGCGUGAUAGCCUUUUCCGUGUGCGCGAACGCCACUACUCUGGGUCACGACGGUGGCUAGAGUCUGCGCUCAGAGACAGUGGCUCCGACCUCACUGACACCAAAAAACUGAACCCCCUGUGGUUGGCAGAUGACCCAGAAUACUGGACUCCUCCUGACAAGAAUGUCAAAUUCACACACAUUACUGGCCUAUACUCUGAGUUGAUAGCCUUGAGUUCUAGCGGUCAGCUGUACCAGUGGAAAUGGGCAGAAUCUGAUCCAUACAAGCAUCCGGAUAACCCUGUAAUCCAUCAUCCUAAGACAGUGUCUUUAGGUCUCCUUGGUGAACGCUGUGUUCUGGUAGAAGGACGAUGCGUGCGCGCUACAGUAGUAACAGAGUCUGGCCGUGUGGCUACAUGGGUGGACGACGCGUUAGGGCCUGCAGUUUCCCAGCGCCUAGAGCAUCCAGCCCAAGUGUUUCCUGAGCUCCAGGGAGAACCUGUUUCUGCCCUCUAUGUCUGCUCCCUGUACACUUGCGUCCGCCUCCAGUCAGGGGCUCUCUACUGGUGGGGCGUGUUGCCAUUCAGUCAGCGCAAGAAACUAUGGGAGAAGGCGAGCUGCCGUGCCAAAAAGCAGCGUGCCAUGAGCCAGGCGAGCGAAAUUGUGGUGGGGUCGCAGGUGUGCAUGCGUAACAGCCCGAUGUACCACCCAGGGGCAUUGGCUUUUACCACUCAAGGUGGUGUGCCUAGAGUAGGGCAGCUUCUGGCUGCUGCUUGGGGCAUUCCAGAUACCUGCCACUUCAAGAUACUUAGUGACAAGAAGGGAGAACCCUGUGAGGCAUCUAAAGCACAGUCAGACAAGGGAGGUUCCUGCGACCGCACAGAGAUGCCUCCUCCUCCAUCGCCAGCCUCGUCAACAUGUAGUGAACCUUCUUCUGGUCAAAGCCCUCUUCCUCCACACAAACGCAAACACAAGAACAGCACUUCCUUAGACAUUCUGGAACAGAGGAGUAGAGAUGAAGAGGAAUGGCACCUCAAGGAUGUUGUGUUUGUGGAAGAUGUCAAGAAUGUUCCUGUAGGACGGGUGCUCAAAGUUGAUGGCGCCUAUGUGGCAGUGCGAUUUGGCAAAGAUGGAGAGUCUCAACAAGAUCCUCUGGCAGAGUGCCGUCUGCUGCGACGUGAUGAGCUGCAACCUGUGCGAGGAACCAUGCCUCGCCUCCCCGAUUGCCUGCAGAGGACGCCACGGAGGGUGUGCAUCCCAUCUGACCCACAUAUCCUAGCCAUGGCUGUAGACCCCCAAGGUAUCCAUGCUGUAGUGCGCAAUGGAGGCCAUUUGAGCUAUGUGGUGUACAAUAUUGUCACGGGUCGAGCGGAGCAAGACAGUCCAUUCCCUACGUACCUCCACUCAUUCCUGGGACAGGACCAAAGACAGGUGUCCCUCACUAUUGCAGGAGAAAGUGAGAGCCUGGCUCUGCUGCGUGAUGGCAACAGUGCCCUUUACCCUCUAGCCAAAGAUUGCCUGGAUGGAGUCCGAGAUCCUUGCUGGUUGGAUCUUCCCCCAGUGCAGGCUUUGGGCCUUGGUGUACACCUCCUGAGGGAUGCUCAUGCAAACCAAAAGAACCACAUUGCCAUCAUAGUGCUUGCUCUGAAGAAUCAAUCUCUGAUGGCAUCCAUCCUCAAAAAUGAUGUAGAAUCCGUGCGACAAACGCUUGUUUCACUAGAAAGUGAGAGCGGAAGCAAUCUCCAAGACAUCUUGGCUGAACGUUGUGAUGGCAACCGUAACAUUCUUCAUGCUGCUGUGUCUGCCUGCUUUCCAGCAUCCAACAAAGAGAAUGAAAACUCGGACACCAACAAUGGCCUGGAAUCUCUUGACUUGCUAUCCAGUUCUCCUUCCUCGAGCAUCACAGUACUCUCUAGCAGAAACAUGUCCUUAUGUGAGGUAAUGCGACGUGCAACUUCAGCAGCCCUCAGUCUCUCUGGACUUGAUUCCCAAGAAUCUGAAGCAGAUUUUCACAUUCCAACUCUUAGCUGGCCUCCAGAACCUUCGACUGACCAUGCCACUGGACGUGGUACUGCCAAAACAGGACAGACCAGUGGUGGUAGCAGCAGUAGAGCAGGAGAAUUGGUAGGAGGGUGUCCUGCACUGAGCAUUCUCUUCCUUAUGUGUGACUCUGCUGCUCUGAAGCCGCACUUGCAGGAGCUAUUGUGUGCAAGGGAUGCACAGGGCUCUACCCCAUUCAUGCGUGCUGUGGCUGGCCGAGCGUACCAUGCCGCCCUGCUUUUGCUUGACACUGCCCAGCGAGUGGCCACCAUGCAUACUGGCUCUGCAGAAGGGGCAGAGGGGCCCAGAGCCACCUUGCUGCGCUCUAUGAUUUAUCCCGUGGGCUGCUCCCCUGAUGACUCUCCAUUACAUGUACUGUGUUGCAACGACACAUGCAGCUUUACUUGGACUGGGGCAGAGCACAUCAACCAAGACAUCUUUGAGUGUCGCACAUGUGGGCUGGUGGGAUCCCUGUGCUGCUGUACAGAGUGUGCUCGUGUGUGCCACAAGGGCCAUGACUGCAAACUGAAGCGUACAUCACCGACAGCCUAUUGUGACUGUUGGGAAAAGUGCAAGUGCCGUGCCUUGGUGGCUGGCCACCAGGGGGCACGUGGUUUACUGCUCAACCGCCUUGUCACUGACACAGAUUUGGUUACUCUACCCAAUGCCAGAGGGGAGACAAUCCUACUGUUCCUGGUGCAAACAGUUGGGCGGCAAGUGGUUGAACAGCGCCAGUACCGCCCGUCUCGUUCGCGCAGUUCUAAUGCGCCCAGGAAGGUCUCCAGCUCAGAUCUUGCUGAAGCAGACAUGCCAGAACAUGACCUCGAACCCCCACGUUUCUCUCGGCGUGCCUUGGAGCGUCUUCUGAGUGACUGGUAUGCUGUACAGACCACCCUGAUGGCUGGUGCACGGGACUACUCAGGAUGCUCUGCUGCUCCCACCACUCAGAAUGCUGAGGGAGGAUCUUGGAGUAAUGCACCAUUGGGCUGUGAGGAAGAGCAAUGGCACCUUGGAGCACAGAAUGGCACUGCCCUGCUUGACAAGUUUGUUCAUUGUUUACUUGUCAAGUGCAGCAUGGAGAUGCUGGAUACUCUACUUACAACUCUCAUCCGAGAGAUGCAAAACGAGGCUGUGCCAGGUCGCAGUGCUGAAGCUCGCCGUGUCGCACAUCGCUUUGUGCGUAGUGUCACACGCAUUUUUGUGAUUCUCACCAUUGAAAUGGCACCAAAUAGUGGAAGAAAGAAAAGUGGGAGCAGUGGUGGAGGAAGUCUGACAGGUUCUUCUCAACCUUUGGUGAAGUGCAGAAGGGUGCUUCAGGCCCUGCUACCACUGGCCGUGCAAGAGUUGUGCCAGGCGGCAGAUGCCCUGCUCGCUCCUGUACGCUUGGGUGUGGCACGUCCUACUGGUGCCUUUAGCUUGGUUUCCUCUUGCAUUGACGCAGUACAGGGAAGUGAGGAGCUCUUUGUUGUGGAACCCAUGGUACCUCGCACUGUAGAACAGACAUCCACUUCACCUUUGGUGGAUUCUGGGAGCUUGUCUCAACAGCAAGGACCCCUGUCAGCAACUGCACCACCCAUGAAUAUGAGAGACGCACUGGACGACGACGAGGUGGAUGUUGUAGAAGGGAACAACCGAGAGGAUCCAGAGGAAAGUGAAAGGGAGGACCGUAUGGAAACCUCUGAACAAGAUGGCACUCCUGCUCAUGAACAUAACGAUGAAGAGAGUGACAGUGACAGUGACCCUGACAGUGCAUCAUACCAGAGUAAUCAAGACAAUGCCAGUGCUCAGCGAAGUGCUACUACAGGUGCCACAGCAGGCUCUGAUGCAGAAGAUGACUCUGGUGAGUCUUCCAACAUGGAGGAAGAGGAAGAGAGUGAGGCAGGUGAUACAGAGCCAGACACAGAAGAAUUGGCCCUGCUGGAUGACCAACUGGAAAGGAGAGCAGCAUCUGGAACAUCUGCUGGCACAGGCUCUGCAGCCUCUGGUGGCCUCCUGGGAGGCCCUACUCGUCCAGGCGGAGCAUCUUCGCUUGCUCCACAACAUCUGCAGUGGGCUCUCCGUCAACGUGGGGAUGCCCUUGGAGGACGUUCGCAUCUCUCAUCAUCAGGUUCCUUGGUCUCGUUGGCAGGAUCAAGUGGCCUGGUGUACAUCGACCCUAGCUCUCUGCGGCGUUCAGCAGCAGCUGCCAGUGGAGGAACAUCUGGGAGUUCAGUUGCGGCUGCAGCACUGGCACCUGAGUGGAGUCCUGCCACAACAGCUGUUGGAUUAGCACGGGCUUUUGGAGCUCUCCUGCGGCAAAUAUCAGACCUCGUGGCUGUCUGCCAAGAUUGUGCCGUUGGAAGUGGCGGGAGUGCGGGUGGCCUGACCAAGUCCCUGGACAUUACCUAUCAGGACCUACUUAGUGUUCAGUCUUAUCUAGACCAACAUCUGAAACCAACAUGGGAUUGGCUUGUAGCUGUCAUGGACUCUACAGAAGCUCAACUGCGGUUUGGCUGUGCCCUUACUGGUGGUCACGCAGAAAUGGGAGGUGCUACAGCAGGCUCCUCUCAGGGUCCAUCACAGCAGAGAGGAAGUGCACCAGGUCGCAGGGGUAAUGUAGAAGACCGUACGGCAACAACAGGGUUAGACGGGCGCAGCAGAAGGUCACGAAUAUCUACCUAUGUUACUUCCAACAUGGCCCACAGCUUUCAGAGGGGAGAUGUUCGUCGGAAGCAAGAAAAACAAGUUGUUUCUACCUUGCCUGGCCAGUUGUCCAGUUGGAGGCACCAGAGGUGUGCUAACCUGAGAGGCUCAGAGACUGUAUCUGCCCGCAGAGAUUUCCUGUCCUACGCUUUGUCCUUAAUGCGUGCCCACAGUAAUGAGCACUUUGACUCCCUUCCUGUCAUGGAUGUGGCUGCCUUGAAGCAUGUGGCCUACGUGUUUGAUGCCCUCAUCUACUUUAUGCGUUCUGGAGCUUCAUCCGAAAACUCUGAGGUACCUCAAGCUGAGAGAGGUGGUGGACCCGAAGGCUUCCUUUUGCUCGACUCCUGGUAUGCAGAGGAUUAUGCUGAAAAUGAUGAUCCAGAAGAGGACUCAGCCGUUGGUUCCGCAGUACAGACAUCUACAAACGGUCCGUCUGGUGAAUCAGAAGGAUAUUGCUGUGGUGAUGAAGAGGGCCUCGCAAGUGGGUCUCUGAGGGGUGGUCGACGACAUCCCUUCUUCCAACGUUCAGACUCCACCCUUUGCCUUGGGUGUCCUCCGCCAGACCCCUUUGCAACACCCUUGUCAGAGGCUUUGCCCCUUGCUGAUCGACCCCAACUACUCACACCAUCAGCGACAAGGCAGGACCUUUUUGGUGCUGUCCGUUCAACACAACAAAGUGUCUCAACAGAUGGAGGAUGGAGUUCUUCUGUUCCUCCUCAUCUUGGUCUUUCCUUGAAUGGGGCCCAGCAGCCUCAAGUAGCUCUUACUCCCCUGGGCAAGGCAGCUGUGCUCCCUCGCAAUGCACCGCAACAGGAGUGCUCUGCACCAGCAAAGUCUAGCGUUAUUGUCUUGGCAGGAUCUCAUCGAGCUCAAGCUCAGGUUCCUGAGAACCAGGGCUAUUCAGGUGCCCCAAGUCCAGCUGCAGAAGUUACGGUAACAUCAACAAUUACAGCACCACAAAGGGUGGAGAGCAACUAUGCAUCUUCUCAUGGGGGAUCUUCUGCUGCACCCCCUGUGAGGAGUAGCACUGGAGGAGUCCCGCAAAACCAGCAGCAGGUAGGGGUAUCCCAUGAGGUACUACUCAGCCGCUGGCAACUGACUUUGGAGCUCUUUGGGCGUGUGUUUGUGGAUGAUGUUGGCGCUGAGCCAGGUUCUGUCAUCUCAGAACUUGGAGGAUUUCCCAUAAAGGAAGUGCGCUUCCGCAGAGACAUGGAAAAGUUGAGGAACUCGCAACAGAGAGACCUUACUUUGCCAAAGAUGGAACGGGACCGUAAUGCCCUGCUACAGCAGACCUUCAAGGAACUCAACAGUCAGUACAGCAGCUACAGCAGACGCAGCCUUGGUGGUGGUACACCUCCUCUGGCCAUCAACAGGGUCAAGGUCACCUUCAAAGAUGAACCGGGAGAGGGCUCGGGUGUAGCUCGCUCGUUUUAUGCCGCAAUUGCAGAAGCUGUGCUUUCGCCAGAGAAGCUGCCAAGCCUGGAAGGGUGCCAGGCUACAGCCACUGGCAACCACCGCUCCUUACAAUACAAUCUUAUUCAACGUCUGCGGUCACGUGACAAAGAGCGUAGAGGAGGCGCUCCUUCCAAGUCCUCUACAUCGUCCUCUGCUAACAGCAGCGGAGGCUUGCGCUAUGAUGCACCUCCUUUUGUGAUGCCAGGCGAAGCUGGAGGAAGCAGCCAGGCAUCUAAUGACCACUUGAGCCCACACAGGCAGCAACUAGGGCAGCGACUCUACCCUCGUGUUCACGUACUUAGACCUUCUUUAGCCAGCAAAAUAACGGGCAUGUUGCUGGAGCAAUCUGCAGCUCAACUCUUGCUGUUGCUGGCCUCAGAAGAUGCCCUGAGGCAGAAGGUUGAUGAAGCUGUAGAAAUCAUCGUUUCUCAUGGAAGGGAAUCGGAAUCUCUCCUUGAUCUGGACGUAUUUGCCCUGGGAGAACGACGACCCGCUACUCGGCGGUCAGACGCCGAGGAAGAGGAAGAAGACUGUGGUGAAGACAACCUUCCCCUCAUGUACCAACCAGGCAAACGUGGCUUUUACUCUCCUCGGCAAGGAAAAUGCACGCUGGACCGUCUUAAUGCAUUUCGCAAUGUUGGUCGGAUCAUAGGGUUGUGCCUUCUUCAAAAUGAACUCUGUCCUGUGUCUCUGAACCGUCACGUGAUCAAGUACAUACUCAACAAACGAAUUGGCUGGCAUGACCUGGCAUUCUUUGACCCAUUGUUAUAUGAGUCUCUCCGUCAGCUUGUCCUAGAAGCCGAGUCACGCAACUCCAAUAAUGUCUUCUCUGCACUUGACCUCACCUUCUGCAUAGACCUAUGCACAGAAGAGGGUGGUGGGUCUGUUGAGCUGAUUCCUGGAGGGCGCGAGACUGAAGUCAAUGCAUCCAAUGUUUACCUAUAUGUCCGCAAGUAUGCAGAGUACAGGAUGAUCAAGUCACAAGAAAGAGCACUCGGGGCCAUGCGCAUGGGUGUGUAUGAUGUCUUACCAAACAACACAUUGGAAGGACUGACUGCUGAGGAUUUCCGGCUCCUCCUAAAUGGAGUGGGAGAGGUCAACGUCCAGGCCCUCAUCAGUUACACUUCUUUCAAUGAUGAGAGUAAGGAAAGCAGUGACAAGAUCAUCAAGUUCAAACGAUGGUUUUGGUCUAUGAUGGAGAAAAUGCCCAACCAGGAGAAACAAGAUCUGGUAUACUUCUGGACAGGCAGCCCUGCACUGCCAGCAAGUGAAGAAGGGUUCCAACCAAUGCCAAGCAUUACUAUCCGGCCGCCGGAUGAUCAUCAUCUGCCCACAGCAAACACUUGCAUCUCCCGCCUCUACCUCCCCCUUUAUUCCUCCAAGGCUCUGCUCAAGGCCAAGAUACAGAUGGCCAUUCGAACCAAAAACUUUGGCUUUGUCUGAGGAGCUUAUGCUGUUCAUAGUACUGUCUACACAGAAGUAAAUAAACACCUCCAAGGCACA
This is a messenger RNA of Ornithodoros turicata, 8543 nucleotides long. It is a transcript of the gene hyd, whose product is annotated as E3 ubiquitin-protein ligase UBR5-like. Bases 114 to 8483 code for a protein of 2789 amino acids. Gene Ontology annotation, molecular function: RNA binding; zinc ion binding; ubiquitin binding. Lineage: Eukaryota; Metazoa; Arthropoda; Arachnida; Ixodida; Argasidae. The record is from RefSeq and is a predicted model, not a curated record. Gene Ontology annotation, cellular component: nucleus; cytoplasm. Gene Ontology annotation, biological process: protein polyubiquitination; positive regulation of canonical Wnt signaling pathway. The transcript has 48 exons.